AUGUCGGCUGGAAAGAAGAAAGACCAUGGUGUGCCACACUGGGAGACUUCCCUGGUCAAAGCUGAAAAGUGGACAUCAUUUACUCGGCUAUCCAGCCUGGAUCACGUGACCAUGACCACUGCUGAGAAGUGCUGUGGGGUCCCUGCCAUCCAGCCUGUGCUGACGGGUCUGUCCAGGAUCGUCAAUGGAGAGGAUGCUGUCCCUGGCUCCUGGCCCUGGCAGGUGUCCCUGCAGGACAAAACUGGCUUUCACUUCUGCGGAGGGUCCCUCAUCAGCGAAGACUGGGUGGUCACUGCUGCCCACUGCGGGGUCUCGACAUCUGAUGUGGUGGUGGCCGGCGAGUUUGACCAGGGCUCCGAUGAGGAGAACGUCCAGGUUCUGAAGAUCGCCAAGGUUUUCAAGAACCCCAAGUUCAACAUGUUCACUGUGCGCAAUGACAUCACCCUGCUGAAGCUGGCCACUCCUGCCCAGUUCUCUGACACUGUGUCUGCCGUGUGUCUGCCCAGUGCUGACGAUGACUUCCCCGCGGGGACAGUGUGUGCCACCACUGGCUGGGGCAAGACGAAGUACAAUGCCCUCAAGACCCCUGAGAAGCUGCAGCAGGCAGCCCUGCCCAUUGUGUCCACCGCUGAAUGCAAGGGGUUCUGGGGAUCCAAGGUCACCGAUGUGAUGAUCUGCGCAGGCGCCAGUGGUGUCUCCUCCUGCAUGGGUGACUCUGGUGGCCCUCUGGUCUGCCAGAAGGAUGGAGCCUGGACCCUGGCAGGCAUUGUGUCCUGGGGCAGUGGCGUCUGCUCCACCUCCACUCCUGCUGUGUAUGCCCGAGUCACAGCCCUCAUGCCCUGGGUUCAGCAGAUCUUGGAAGCCAACUGA
This is a messenger RNA of Peromyscus eremicus (cactus mouse), 870 nucleotides long. Its product is annotated as chymotrypsinogen B-like. The transcript has 7 exons. Lineage: Eukaryota; Metazoa; Chordata; Mammalia; Rodentia; Cricetidae. The record is from RefSeq and is a predicted model, not a curated record. Gene Ontology annotation, molecular function: serine-type endopeptidase activity. Gene Ontology annotation, biological process: proteolysis. Bases 1 to 870 code for a protein of 289 amino acids.